This is a messenger RNA of Anopheles funestus (African malaria mosquito), 1233 nucleotides long. It is a transcript of the gene Gpb5, whose product is annotated as thyrostimulin beta-5 subunit. Bases 261 to 764 code for a protein of 167 amino acids. Gene Ontology annotation, molecular function: hormone activity. Gene Ontology annotation, biological process: G protein-coupled receptor signaling pathway. Lineage: Eukaryota; Metazoa; Arthropoda; Insecta; Diptera; Culicidae. Gene Ontology annotation, cellular component: extracellular region; cytoplasm. The transcript has 2 exons. The record is from RefSeq and is a predicted model, not a curated record.
UGAAGCACUAUUGUUCAGUUGAUUGUGCACCGUACAACGGAAGUGAUGGAAGUGAUGCUGUAUUUGAAGGAAGUUUUAACCAGUUCCUAAAUCUGGACAAAUAGUCCCUCGCCUAACUUUUCCUCCUCCUUCUGAAAGUAUCCUUUUCCAUUAGCGCUACAUUCGCUGCGCGUGGUUUUGUGUGUACAUGUGAGAAAGUGUGUGAUUUUUAGUUGUUUUAUUCAAAUUUUGUUCACACACGUUCACACACUGUGCAAGAUAUGGCCGGUGGAGGGCACGGGUGUCUGCUGCUUUCGGCUUUCUGUAUGAUCCUCACACUUGGAGGAUCAGCUACGGAGCCAGAUACGGAGCUAGCGGAUCGACCCAAAACCGCAUAUCUCGGAUGUCACAAGCGUCUGUUCACGUACCGGGUGUCCCAGACGGACAGUAAGGGACGUGAGUGCUGGGAUCACGUCAGCGUACUGUCCUGCUGGGGACGCUGUGACUCGAACGAAAUCUCUGACUGGCGCUUCCCGUACAAACGAUCGCACCAUCCGGUGUGUGUCCAUGCGGGACGGACGAAAGCGGUAGCGCUGCUGCGCCAUUGCCAUCCGGAUGCGGAUCUAGCGGCACGGCAGUACGAGUACAUGGAACCGAAAUCUUGCAACUGUCAGACCUGCUCCAGCACCGAUACUAGCUGUGAAGGGCCUAAACAACUCAACACGGAAGCAGUGACAAAGAUAUUUCAAAUCGAUGAAGAAGACACGGAACCGGAAUAUCCGUAAGAUGCACCAGAGGAGUUAAGCAACCGUCAAGCUCUCUUUCCUUCCCACUUUGGUAGCCAUUCAACGUGUAGGUGUGUAACAUUGAACGUUGUCCAAUAUGCCGUGACACGUACGAUACCAUCUUAUGAUUCGCCAACAGGACGAUACGCGAAACAUUUAAACUAGAGUAGCGUGAGAGAGAUUAUAAAUAAAGGAUGUUAUUUUGAUGCUAACCAUGACCGUUACCAGCGAUUCGCUGCUUUUCCGGAUAUUCAUAUCUGUUCGACACAAAGGGGCCAAAUAUUCGAGACAGUAUCGUUUUAAAUUUAUUCACAUACACUCUUUGCUUAACACUUAUCUAAUCGCCACGAGACAAAAUUAAAACAGACUGUAUUAAUUGUAAUUACAAAUCAUAAAACAUAAUCGCAUUCUCCUGUGUUGUACUUUUGUGGGGAAGGAGGAUAACCUGUGCAAGGAGCGUGCUGUCCUG